AUGGGAAAAACACUUGCCGAUUCUUACGAGCUGUUGUUAGAAUUGGUAGGGGAUUUAAUACCGAUUCAGGAGAAACUCAAUAUUGAUGGUAAUCCCAUUCUAGAAGAAGCACUCCGAAGCAAUAAAGCUUCUACAGAUAUUCCAUUUAGUGAAAUAUUUAAUUUGUUUAUGUGUUUGAAAGAGGAUAUAAUAGCAAUUCAGGAUAAACUCGACAUUGUUGGCUAUUCUAAUCAAGAAAGAGCAGAAGAAGUUGAUGAAAAUAUGAGAGCAUAUCUCCGGAAGCUUAAGGAGUUUCAUGGUCCCUUAAAGGAUGAUCCAGGUGUGAUAUUUCCGAAAUAUGGUGAAAUAGGUGUAAAGAAAAUUAUGUUUACUGGAGAGGGGCUUCCAUUAUUUCUGAAGCUCUCUCCUCAACAAUUGCACGAAAUAUUCAUCAAAAAUCCAUCUAGUGCCGGUCAAUGCCCAUGUCUAGAACAGGUUAGCUAA
Messenger RNA from Rhizophagus irregularis DAOM 181602=DAOM 197198, 483 nucleotides. RefSeq lists its product as uncharacterized. The record is from RefSeq and is a predicted model, not a curated record. NCBI's taxonomy places the organism in Eukaryota, Fungi, Glomeromycota, Glomeromycetes, Glomerales, Glomeraceae.